UGUGAGUUCCCUCCAACUGCUGUCACAUUUUCCACAGACCUGGAGCUGGACGACUUACUGCAGGAGUUCCAGGAUGUGGUGGAGGAGCUGAAGGCCCCGUCUCACAGCAGAGCGCAUGUGUACCAGCGGGUCCUGCAGGAGGCUAAAAGCCGCACAGGACUGGCAGAAGACAGCGGUGUUGAUGACUCGGACUACAGCAGCGAAGCUUCUUUGGGAAACAGUUUGAACACCAGUGAGGAGGAGCUUCACACGGCAGGCAUCACGCUGACACCGAAAGCCAAGCUGGGAGACACAAGUGAGCUGGAGAGUUUUAUCAACAUGUUGGACCAGGAACUUGCAGAGAUGUGAGCAGAGUCAGAAAAUGAGCCACGUAGACGAGGGGAGAAAGAGGCCGGGGGCAACACAGCCGAGCAGACAGGCAGAUCUACACCAGAGCGGAUCUGAGGGGAGAAAACACUCCCCUGGCUGCUGCAGGGGAAAAGGUUAACAUCAGAAAAUUAAAAGGGCACUCCAUUCCAAAAAUUGCAAGAACACCCUCAGACCCCUGGCAAGGCUGCGUCCAGCUUGCAAGGCGACGUCCCUGCAGCAUCGGAUCCAAGAUGUGUGACUGACUCCCUCAACUAGCAAAGCCUCCAUCUGUCCAAGAAGAGAAAGAAAACGCUGCCUGGAGAGUAGAAAGCACGUUCAUGCCACAUUUAAAUUCCCAUAAGAACUAUGCCAGUAAAAAGCCCUAAUUCCUCAGUGCCAUGUUUUUUUUAAAGGAGGCAGAUCUUUGUUUUGUUCCAAAUUGCAAAUGGCACUUUAGUUUCUAACUUAUUUCAAGUCCAAGGGCUUGAGAUCUGCUUAUGAGUUGACAUCUCUGGUGUACAGUUUUUUUAAUUUACUUUUUGUAAAGGUAAAUUGUUGUACAGAUGACUGCAAAUAUAAAUAAAGAAACAUUUUGAUAUAA
Labrus mixtus (cuckoo wrasse) is the source of this 949-nucleotide messenger RNA. RefSeq names its product regulator of cell cycle RGCC-like. Gene Ontology annotation, biological process: regulation of cell cycle. Lineage: Eukaryota; Metazoa; Chordata; Actinopteri; Labriformes; Labridae. The annotation marks the transcript as partial. The record is from RefSeq and is a predicted model, not a curated record. The transcript is spliced from 4 exons.